AUGGAGUGCUCAGAGUCCGAAGAUAAUGCACCACUUGUGCAUCCGCUUGGAGAUAAUCUAUAUCGAGUUACGGUAUCUCGUCAGAAUCGCAUCAACUUCUUUUCAGAGGCGGUGCGACGUCUUAAUGACAACAGCGAUGAAGCAGAGCUGAUCUUGCGGAAUCUUCAAACAUGGUCGCCCGAGUUAGCCUCUUUCGUCGGUCUCCGAACGCCCGAGCUAAUCUACAAAGUCCCAUUCCGACUAAUAUGCGAAAGUGACACUGGUGGCGUGCCUUUCGACGAAGAGUCUGUCCUCAGGCAGUAUUUAGCAGUCAGCUACUGCUGGAGAUCUGAGGGUGGCGAUGACACCUGGCUUGGCCCGAAGAUGCCUGUUCAUGAACCAUGGCCUAUUAGCCGACCAUUCGUUGAUGCGAUAUUAGGGCAGCGAGGGGUGGUUACCCCAGACCCCAACCUUCAAAACGUGAAUUUCCGCCGCGAAGGGAUCUGGAUUGAUCAGAUGUGCAUUCCACAGGAUAAUCCCGAAGAGAAAGCGCGAAGUAUCGCCAUGAUGGACAUCAUCUAUAAAUGCUGUCGAAAACUCUUGAUUGUCCUUGAAGAUGUUGUCUUAUAUCCCGACGAGAUCCAAAUUUUUGAGAGAUACGAGCCCUACUUGCAACGUACAAGCCACGACCAAGAAGCUUGGAAGCCCCUGCCAGAUGAGAAACUACGCAUUUCAAGAAUUGUGGAUAAGAUUGAAACUUCACGGUGGUGGACACGAUCCUGGUGCUGGCAUGAGUUUGAGAUAAAUGAGCCUUGGAGCGAUUUCCGAGCGCAUCCUUAUAUCCAUGGUGCAGUCAUGAUAGUAGCAAACUGUGAAGGAGGUACUUUCACCUUCAAACUCGCUGCCUUUUUUAACAUCAGGGCAAGUAGUGAUUUAUACACUGAUGGUGAUACUCUUGAUCGAUCUCGAAGGGUAUAUCGUUGGCUCUUAAUGGCCAACACUCUAUCCCCAUAUCUUGAUCCAGCUCGCCGCGAGGAAGGCGUUGAAAGGUCUUCAAUCAUGGCUCGGUUCAAUGCCGCAUCGAUUUGCCAAUGCCGUCGCCUUGAAGAUUUGAUAUCCAUUACCAUGAAUGUUAGUGGCUUGGCGUUGUUCUUUUCGGCGCGUUUGGCUCUUAAAUCAAAGAUAGAAGAUGUUGGAGUUGCUGAUCCCAGUGACGCCCUUUUCUUCGUAUCUGCUCUUUGUUUAGCUGCAGGAGAGAAGACUCCGCUCACCUCAAUGAGUGGGGAGAUGUUACAGCUAAGCGAGAAAAAUGGCACAUUCUCAUGGUUAUCGAACGAAGUCGCACAACCGGACCCAGUUGCAAGGAGAUUUACUAUUGGGGGUAUUAAGUACAUCCACGGACUCUCUCCAUAUCACAUCAAACUCGACCUAGUCUUUUUUGACACACCCAUUGUCAAUACAAGCGAAGAAGAGCUACAGUUGACUUGCGAGUUUCUCCCUGAAUACCCUAUCGUAUCCGCACGAGUCGAAUACAAGCCACAGUAUAAAGAUAAAUACCAGAAUCCAUGGGGGCCGUCAGCUGAGAGAGACGAGAAACUAGAUACGUCACGGCGCAAUUUAUUGGUCAACUCAUGCAGUUGUGGCUUAGAAUACAUUUGCCAUUUAUGGGAGGCAGUAGAGAAGCAAUUCCUACAAACGUCGUUUGACGAUAACCUGGCAGAGCCCUUUACACCGGAUGCUUCACACCGGGACACAGCCAAGAAACUUCUGGAGCACAUUUCUCCAGCAGAGUCAACGAAUAUACGUUACCUGGACAUCCUUAUAAAACUCAUUAGCUUCAUCAAGGAUCCCCGCUCAGCGCGUGUGAUGUCGCCCUGGAUGGCGCGAAUUAGGUGUAAUAACGAUGUCGGCGCCGCAAUAAUCCACAGCCCGACCAUCCGCCAGGGAUACCCAUUUAUAUCAACGCGGGCGCGUCUUGCUAUACCUCGAGAUCUCCUCGACAUGCCUUGGACUGCCAAUCGAGUGUGGAUUUUAGAGCCCUGGGGGAUCCCCCAGGGCGAAGGUCCCAAGAACCACGCAGGCUUGAGCGAGAGCCCGGGCGAAGUAUGGAAGAUAGUGGGAAAAGCCCAAUGUCUAGGUGACGUGCUUGCUCCAGUCUCAAGGAACAGCGAAAAUAAUGUCCCGGAGUCAAUGUCGCUUAGAACUGCGACUUGUGUAGGGGAAAUAUAG
This is a messenger RNA of Xylaria bambusicola, 2208 nucleotides long. RefSeq lists its product as uncharacterized. The record is from RefSeq and is a predicted model, not a curated record. The transcript is spliced from 2 exons. Bases 1 to 2208 code for a protein of 735 amino acids. Lineage: Eukaryota; Fungi; Ascomycota; Sordariomycetes; Xylariales; Xylariaceae.